UAGACGUCCAGAAAGCUGCAUUACGAAGGCGUCUCGGACAGCAUACAUCACGCCGAAAGCUGACCCCAUCUUCGCCAGGUACAAAUUCCACGAGAAGACGCAGGGGAGUGAUGCUAAAGAAGUAAGGGGACCAGGCCAAGGGUGUAGGGGAAGGGUGCCAUGUCCCACAGAGUAUCAGACAGCUCCAUGGGUGACCAGGCCCCUCUAAUUCUGGAGCAUCGCUUCUCCUCAGACCUCCAAAUAACUGUGACAGGCAAUCACUGCAGCCAGUCGCAAGGCACUCCCACACCUGUGCCUGAUGCUUCAUCGGCCCGGCAAGAUUCAGACAAUGGGAUGUUGGCGUCUGCGCAGGUCUUGAGCACCCAAAGCCCUGUGGCGCUGAAGCUUGGCACCCAACAGCUCAUCCCCAAGAACCUUGCCAGCCGGCCCAAGAACCGGCACCACACCACGGUGGUGACCUUCCCAGUGGGGCUGGAGAGCUCUGGCUGCGGGUCGAGGAGCCGUCAUUCCACUCAAGGUCCGGAUGUUUCCUGGGAGGAUUAUGACAGCGAUGGGGAUGGCUUCGCUCUGAGGAGAAAUCGUAGGAAUAAGUCUUACAGGGAAGCCGUGACCAGCCUUGACAUUGAGGCCAUGGUGAGACGUCAAGGGGGAGACACCACACUGAAGCCUCUGAGAGAGGACAGGGCUCCCAGUCCUGGGCCGGUACGCAGCCCUGCACGCAAGCGAACCCUGGGCAGAAAGAGGAACCAGAGGCAUGGGGGAUCCUUCAAAGACGCUCCGCCGCGCCUCUACCAGGAGAUCUGUGAGCGAGGGCUGCUCUCCACCAACCAGGAUGAACUCCUGGAUGACUUUGUGGUGGUGGAGCCCCCUGUCGAGGACCAGGGCAUCGUGGUGAAGAGCUACAGGCCGGUGCAGCUCACAUGGAGCCAGCUGCCACAGAUAAAGGAUACAGGGAUUCUCAAACUGAUCUCGCCUGAGGAGAGGAAGAGGCAAGAGGCCAUCUUCGAGAUCACCACAUCAGAGUAUUCCUACCUACACAGCCUGGGGAUCCUGGUGAAACACUUCAAGAACAGCGAGGCCCUACAAAGAACCAUGACGGUCACCGAGCACCAUCACCUCUUCUCCAACAUCGCUGUCAUUCACAGAGUCAGCAAAAGGUUUUUUGAGGACCUUGAGCGACGUCACCAUGACAACCUGGUGAUCAGGGACAUCAGUGACAUUGUGCAGAACCACGCUGCCCACCACUUUGAGCCCUACAUCGUCUACUGCUCCAACGAGACCUUCCAGCAGAGGACGCUGCAGAAACUGCUGGCUAGCAACACUGCCUUCAAGGAGGUCCUGAAGCAGAUUGAAAGCAGCAGUGACUGUGGAGGCCUGCCCAUGAUCUCCUUUCUCAUCCUCCCCAUGCAGAGAGUCACCAGGCUGCCCCUGCUGCUGGAUACCAUCUGCCAAAAGACACCAAACAAGACAGCUGAGUAUUUUGCUGCAGUCUGGGCCCUGCACGCCAUCAGCAAGUUGGUGGCUAGCUGUAACAAUGGGGCAAGGCGAAUGGAGAGAACAGAACAGAUGUAUACCAUUCAAAAGCAGAUGGAUUUCGGCAAAAUCAAGCCAUUCCCGCUGGUGUCGUCAUCGCGAUGGCUGAGGAAAAGAGGGGAGCUGGCUGUGUGCACAGAGGAGCUCAGCAUCUGGAAGGCUUUCAGCCAUAAGAGCUACUACCUGUUCCUCUUCAACGACGUACUCAUCGUCACUAAGAAGAAGAGUGAGGAGAGCUUUGUGGUGAUGGACUACGCCACCCUGGAGAACGUGGAGUCGGAGAUGGGAAAGGAGGCUGAAGGACAAAUGUCUCCGUCUGCCAAGGGCAGCCACCACCUCUCCUUUAGACUGCUCAUGAACAAGAACAGCGAAGGGAAACCAGAGCAGAUUGUCCUGGUGGCAGAGUCGAGGGUGGACCGGGCGCGGUGGGUAAGUGCUCUCAGAGAGCAUAAGCAGAUAGGAGUCGUCUCCAGUAAAGAUGGUCUACCUCAAUAUGAGGCCACCAAAGCCUACAUGCCGAAGGAGCCAGAUGAGCUAGGCCUACAGCAGGCUGAGGUUGUCAUUGUCCUGCGGAGAGAGGAAGAUUGGUGCCAUGGAGAAAGGAUGCGGGACGGAGAAAGAGGUUGGUUUCCUGCCAGCUGUGCCACGGAGAUUACCAAUCGCACUGCAAUGGAAAACAACAUGCAGCGAAUGAAGCGGCUACGCAAAGAAACCAAUGUUUAAGUAACAUCUGCCUGCCUGACAUACAUGUAAAAAAAAAAGGCUUGGUCAUUUGACAAAGUUAGGUUGUGUACCUUUCCUCUUUAAAUGUACAGAUUUGUUAUGUAAUAUUCAUGUGUAGAAAAGUUGGUUUGAAUGUAAGUUUGGAUGCUACUGCAGCCCUGCCAAGGGCUUAAAAAAAAGCUGCAAAAUGUGUGCAUGCAUUGUUAUCCCAAAUUUACCAGAAUCCCGUCUCAUAUACAACAUUUCUGGUCCUCAACAUGAGGUUGAGAAACUUCAAAGAUUUUAAAAAGCUAACAUUAACUUACUCAUGCUUAAUAUAGAUUACAGGUGGCAAAUCAUCAUUAAUGUCAGUUGAUAGAACAGUUACUAGUGGCAUCCAUUUGAUUUACAGUAAAAACUCAUUUUUUAGAGGUCUACUUAAAAUUAGACCACUGUUUAAAAUUAUUUCAUUUUAAGCUAACAUGGAUCAUUUCAAUGAAUACGUUGUAGUACUGUAGCAGACAAUUCCUUGUUAGGAUGCAAUUUUAUAUAAAUUUUGAGCAAAAUAACCCCAACACUCGGGACAGUUCUCCUUUGACUUUUAUUUGAGCUUGCAUUUUGUCAAAAUGUUUGAAUACAUAAAAAGUUAUUUAAAAAUGUCAAACUGACCAGAUAUCAAAUUACAUUUCUCAUUAAAAACCAUUUGGUGUAAAAACUUAGGACCGAUUUAGAAAAACAUCUGUUGUUUC
Molecule: messenger RNA, 2984 nt
Organism: Lampris incognitus (smalleye Pacific opah)
Lineage: Eukaryota; Metazoa; Chordata; Actinopteri; Lampriformes; Lampridae
Gene: arhgef16
Product: Rho guanine nucleotide exchange factor (GEF) 16
Exons: 16
Coding region: 160-2256 (698 amino acids)
Biological process (GO): activation of GTPase activity
Molecular function (GO): guanyl-nucleotide exchange factor activity; protein binding
Source: RefSeq, a predicted model, not a curated record